AUCAAUCUGUCAACUUGCGUGCAAGUUGCAUUUCGUCGUCGUAUUUAUUUACUGAAAAAUAAAGCAAAUCUAAUAAUCCAAUCUAAAGUUUUAUUCAUAAUAAGGUUUAACACACUAAAACAACAUGCAGGAAGAUUUGGAAGUCACUGGAAUUUCUCGCAGCGGUCGUGUCAGAAAGAAGAGUUCUAAAUUAAUGGACUUUGAGUCCCCUGAUGAUAUUGAGACGAGAUAUCGUCGUCAAACUCCUGUGAAGCCGUUUGUCGGGUUUAGGCAGGAAGAGACUGAAUUUCAGCAGCAAGAGAGUACCCCUUCGCGUCAGGUUGAGGAAGCAGGCACUGCUUCCGGCAGUGAAUCCGAUUAUUAUGAUAAUCCUGGAGAAAAUGCUGAUAGUGGUGAACCACAAAAUUGCAGCAUGGAGUCAGACAGCUCAGCAUCAGACGAGGGCUCCACGCGGACUCCCGCUAACUCCCUCUAUAUGAUGGAGAAGAGUAGCAAGAAGAAACUGAUAGUUAAAGAUGGGAGGGUGAUUGGUAGGGCUAAGGCUCAGAGGAAGGAUAAAGGCAAAACACGCAUAACAGCAUACAUGAUGUGGGCUAAGGAAGCACGUAACGAGUUGUUACGCAAACAUCCCGAUAUGGACUUCUCGGCUAUCUCCAAGCGUUUAGGCGAGAUGUGGUCUAAUGUAAACUACAACGAGCGGUAUCUAUGGAAGCGCAAAGCCAAACGGUUUGCCAUGCAGAAGGAGCAGAGCAACCAGCCUACUAACAAAAUUAUUAUUUCUAACCCAAGUCGCCCGCUGUCUUCAGCCGGUCCCGGUCGUCCGCGCGGAGCCGCGCGAGCUCCGCCCGCACCCGUCACGCCGCCCUCACAAGCUGUAGUGCCGGUAUCGACGCUGUGCAGCGCGGGCAUGUACCGCGUGACGGGCUGCGGCGCUGUGGACGUGGCGGCGCAUCUCCGACUGCUGGGCGAGAGUCUCGCUAUCAUCGGCGAGAGGCUCAAGGAGCAUGAGGGCCAAAUAGCAGUAUCAGGUUCCGUAUCAGUGCUGUUAGACACUCUGCUGUGCUCGCUAGCGCCGCUGCUGAGCGUGUGCCGCGCGCUGCCCGCCAUCGCGCCGCCCGCGCCCGUACUGCAGGACACGCUGCACAACAUCGCCUAUAUCAUGCCGGGGCUAUAGACAACAUCUGCUGAACACACACUCAGCAAGGAAAACACGCUGUAUAAUAUCGCUUAUCAUGCCUGGAUUGUAGACACAAAAAAAAUAAUGAUCGGAGAUAUCAAGGCCUCACUCACUUAUAAAAAACAGGUUGUUUAACUUACCUGUUUCUUUAUAAGUGAGUGAAUAGGAUUGUAUUGAAAUAUUAUACCUGCACUGAUCGGUACCUACCCGUACAGGUUUAUCUGUACCGGAAACCUGUUUCUUUAUGUAAGCACCCUAACUAAGGGGUAUUGGGUUGCCCGGGUAACUGGGUUGAGGAGGUCAGAUAGGGCAGUCGCUUCUUGUAAAGCACUGGUACUCAGCUGAAGCCGGUUAGACUGGAAGCCGACCCCAACAUGAUUGGGAAAAGGCUCGGAGGAUGAUGAUUUAUAUGACGUCACAAUCUUCAAUUUCAAAAUAAUUUCAAACAAAUAUUACAAUUAUGUAUGCUAAUGAAUUUUAAGCAAAAAGUGUGAAUAAAAUUGAUUAAUGAAUGAAUUUUUGUUUUUUAUUUAUGUAAUUUAGAACAAACUACUAUAUUAACAAAAUGGGUAAGACACUGGUACUCAGCUGCAUCCGGUUAGACUGCAUAUAGCAAUUUUGCUUUGGGAUCUCGGAACGUUAGCACAAAAUAAAUAUAGUUAGUUACAAAGUGUGUGCUAGGUAUGAAUGUAAAUGGAUGGAGAGGAAGACCUAAGAAAAGAUGGAUGGAUUGCCUGAAAGAUGACAUGAAUAGGAAGGGAGUGAGUGUCAGUAUGACGAGUGACAGGGGAAAAUGGAAGAGGAUGACAUAUUGCGCCGUCCCCAGAUAAAAUUUUGAACAGGGCAGGAGGAAGAAGAAAUAUUAGUUAAAAAUUAAAACGACAACAAAUUAGAAACAGGAUUUCUUCAAUGUCCUUUUAUUUUUACUCAUACAAGUACACAGUCAUUAACAGAUUACAUAAUAUACAAGAAGUUUAACUUAACCUAAGGCCCAAAUUUCACCAAAGCGGAGAAGAUUUUACACAACCAAUAGAAUU
Molecule: messenger RNA, 2214 nt
Organism: Helicoverpa armigera (cotton bollworm)
Lineage: Eukaryota; Metazoa; Arthropoda; Insecta; Lepidoptera; Noctuidae
Product: HMG box-containing protein 4
Exons: 8
Coding region: 125-1174 (349 amino acids)
Source: RefSeq, a predicted model, not a curated record